Messenger RNA from Bemisia tabaci, 963 nucleotides. NCBI's taxonomy places the organism in Eukaryota, Metazoa, Arthropoda, Insecta, Hemiptera, Aleyrodidae. The record is from RefSeq and is a predicted model, not a curated record.
AUAUAGAACUUUGUUUGUCCGUAGGAAAUUGUAAUGGACGAAGCGAAGAAAAGAGAGCGGGACAGAGAUAGGAAAAGAAAAUACAGAGAAAAGCUUGUCCUCAAUAAUCCAGACAAAGUGCUACAAACAAAGCUAAAGAAUAAGAAGUAUUAUCAAGCAAGAUCUUCAAAAGGUCUGCUCAAAACUGUUAACAAAAUGUCUGAUGAGGAGAAAUUCGCAAAACGUCAGAUGUGGAAAAAUCAAAAACAGAGACAAAGGCUAAGGAAAUCACAGGAAGUCCAUAAAAUUCCAGUGGUAAAUGAUGAUUCUGGUUUAAAUGAAUCGAAUUCUGAAUUUGAAUCACUUGGUGCAGACCCUCUCUAUUCCGCAGUUGAUGUUUGUGCAAUAGUAGGUCCCAGCGAAAUUGUAUCUUGUUCGGCUCCUCCCCCACCCUCCUUGAACUCAAGUCCAAACACCACAUGUAGGUCCAUUGGUCCAACUCCUGUUUUUCAAAAUUCUGUAAGGGAGUCCAUAGCCCUCUCGGCAACAACAUCGUGCCCAUCAAAUCUUGUAAAUUCAAAAACCCCGUCUCGCCAGUUAAUUCUUGGCAAGAAAAUAGCCCGUAGAAAUAGAGAUAAGUUAUUAGGUAGAAUCAAAAUUCUAGAGCAGCAAGUACAUUUUUACAAAAGGUUAAGUCAGAAGUACAAAAAACGUUGGCAAAGGGCUGUCCGGAAAAGAGUCAGCCAAAAUCAGUCAAAUCAGUCCAGUCAAACCGACUCGCCUCAAAAAGUAGUCAGACAAAUUAUCUCUUCCGGGAAAGAAGAAGUUAAACGCCAACUUCUUUUCGGGCAAGCUCUGGAGAAGCAACUCAGAAAAAACAGUAGAGAGUGUAAGAAUUUAGUCCAGAAGAGGAAUUUCGCAAAGUCGAUAGGCGGCAGGGUCUGUAAAAAAUACGGCAUGGAGAAAGAGCUUCAGAGGAGAAAA